Neurospora tetrasperma FGSC 2508 is the source of this 366-nucleotide messenger RNA. RefSeq lists its product as uncharacterized. Bases 1 to 366 code for a protein of 121 amino acids. Gene Ontology annotation, cellular component: cytosol. The record is from RefSeq and is a predicted model, not a curated record. NCBI's taxonomy places the organism in Eukaryota, Fungi, Ascomycota, Sordariomycetes, Sordariales, Sordariaceae. The transcript is spliced from 3 exons.
AUGAGUUUCCGCGAUUACGCCAACAUCGAAACCCCUGCGUCGUGUUACGUAGACUUUUGCUUGAUUCCGGUUGGCACAGGCAACGUAUCCGUCGCCAAGGAGGUGGCUGAGGUGCAGAGGGUGUUGGCAGCCAGCGGGUUAAAGUCCACAAUGCACUCGGCUGGUACUACUGUUGAAGGAUCCUGGGAUGAGGUAAUGAAAGUCAUCGGCCAAGUCCACGCGGUUGUUCACCAGGGAGGCGUGAAGCGGGUACAAACGUCUAUGCGGGUUGGGACUCGAAUCGACAAGAAACAGACGGCUGAAGACAAGGUGAAGAGAGUGCAAGCAAUCUUGUCUGAGGAUCAAACGGGGGAGUCGUCUGCUUAG